Messenger RNA from Meloidogyne enterolobii, 453 nucleotides. NCBI's taxonomy places the organism in Eukaryota, Metazoa, Nematoda, Chromadorea, Rhabditida, Meloidogynidae. The record is from the annotation of a GenBank genome assembly.
AUGAAAAACAAUCAAAGUCCAUUGCUUUCUGAAUUUCCUGGGGCGUUCAUGCUUAAGAUUAGCAUGAUUGCUGGAAAUGGUGAUUCUUGGAUUUCUUCUGUUUGCGAAAAUGUACCAACGACAACAGUUACCAACGCGAAAAGGUACCAACGACGUAAAAUUGUACCAACGACUACAACAACAACAUUAAAAACAAUCACAACAACAACAAAAUUAAAAACAACGACAACACCAACAACAUUAAAAACAACGACAACGCCAACAACAUUAAAAACAACAUCAACUACUACUAUAAUGACGACCACUAAAGGAAAACAUUGUGAACUCAAAAGUAGCCCUUCUGAUUUUAAUUUAUAUGGUUGCCACUGCUCAAGUUUUUGGAAUAAUACCGAUAUUGACCAUGAUGUUCGUGCGCCAGUUGAUGAUGUUGAUCGGUUCGAUAUUAUUUUUUAA